AUGUAUUUAGUGAAUGGUCCGUUGUAUUCAACAAUAUAUGAACGAAUUUCUCCUGAAGUGAGUUAUACAUCAACGAUGAUGUAUCAUGAAGGCGUUUCCUCAAAAUCGAUAUUGUUGAAUGUGUGGUCAAAUGCUACUCAGAUCAAUGAUACAACAUUGAUGAUGCAAUUCGAUACAUCAAUUCGUAAUAAUGCUACAUUUUACACUGAUAAUAAUGGACUCAAUUUACGCGAGAGAUGUUACGAUGAAAAUAUACCAAUGGAAACGAAUAUAUAUCCGGUAGCAAGUGAAGCCAUGAUUGAAGAUGAUAGAAUAAGAAUGACAUUGCUUAGCGGACAACCAACCGGUGCAACGUCUUUGAAUUCAGGUGGUUUGAGUGUUAUGCUGGACAGGCGAUUGUUGGGUGACGACGGAAAAGGGGUCGGAUUCGGAGAAGCCAGUGAGAGUUAUCCAUCGGAACUAAAAUACCGAAUUGUUUUUGAAAAACGAUCCAAUCGUUCAUCACCAUCGACGUCUUCGCCAACUCUCUUCCACUCAUUAACUGUGCAACGAUCUUUCGAUGAAUUGUUAUACCCACCUAAUUUGUUUAUUCAAUCCGGAUCAACCACUCACUCAAUGGCUGGCAUUCAUCCACUUGCUAGAAGUAGAUCGUGCUAUUUCAGUUCUUCGUUUCAGUCACUCAUCACAGAAUUCUUUCGAUCAUUAUCGGGUCGUAUAUUCGAAAUGAAUUUAACGGGUACAAUACGAGGUGAUCAGUUGAGGCCGGCAGUUAUCGCUCAACGUUUUUCGAGGCCUUUUGAGAUUCAUUCCUUUGGCAUUCAGGUCGAUGAAAAUUCUUCAAGCGACUUCACGUCGUUAUUUUCAUUUUAA
Anisakis simplex (herring worm) is the source of this 870-nucleotide messenger RNA. The record is from the annotation of a GenBank genome assembly. NCBI's taxonomy places the organism in Eukaryota, Metazoa, Nematoda, Chromadorea, Rhabditida, Anisakidae.